This is a messenger RNA of Zygosaccharomyces rouxii, 813 nucleotides long. RefSeq lists its product as uncharacterized. The coding region runs from base 1 to 813 and encodes 270 amino acids. Gene Ontology annotation, biological process: glutamate metabolic process. Gene Ontology annotation, molecular function: D-glutamate cyclase activity. The record is from RefSeq and is a predicted model, not a curated record. The transcript has a single exon. Lineage: Eukaryota; Fungi; Ascomycota; Saccharomycetes; Saccharomycetales; Saccharomycetaceae.
AUGUCCACACCUGCUGAUUUCAGAUUGCUGUGUAGAAGGGAGGAAUUCACCUCUCAUACCUCUGGAAUACUACCCAGUUAUAUGCAGGCCAAUUUAUUGAUACUGCCCGGUGCAAUUGCAAAAGAUUUCGAAGACUUGUGCCAUAGAAACCCUGUACCUUGUCCCCUACUGGCGAAAACUGAGCGUAGUUUCGAUAAGUUGGAUAAUGUUUCCCUAAUAACCCAUUCCGACCAUGGAUUUGAUAUUCGUACCGACAUUCCAAAAUACCACAUCUUCCAAGGAGGAAGACUUCAAGAAAAGUCAAACGAUUGCAGGAUGUACUGGAGGGACAAUUAUGUAGGAUUCCUAAUUGGUUGCUCCUAUUCCUUUGAAGGGUCUUUGAUCAGUGCUGGUUUACCACCCAAAAACGCAGUUCUUGGCCAAAAUGUCUCUAUGUACAAGACCACAAAAUAUAUGGAUGCCAGUGGUAUUUUCGCACGAUGUCCUUACGUAGUCAGUAUGCGUCCUUAUAAGGAAAAGGAUUUGGACGCUGUAAGAAGCAUCACAUCUGAAUACAAAUUGACGCAUGGAGGUCCCAUCGACUGGGGGUUUGACGGUGCAAUUAGAUUGGGCAUCUCGGAUCUCAGUAAGCCGGAAUAUGGUGAUGCAAUCGACAUAGAGGAUGAUGAAAUUCCUGUCUUCUGGGGAUGUGGUGUUACACCACAUUUAGCGAUAGAGACUGUCGGUCACCUAAUCGAAGAACCCGUUAUUACCCAUGCCCCAGGCUGUAUGUUAUUACUCGACACUACGUAUAAACAAUUUUCUGAAUCUUGA